CUGUAACUGUUGGUAGUGGCUCACAGCAGCACCCCGGACCCUCAAUGCCCACCAUUGUGUAUGAUAAACAAAAUUCCUAGAUCGUGAAUAAACUAAAGAGGAAGGGGCAGUUACGGUAAUCUAUUCCUCACAAUGGGCAGCCAAAAUUUGAGCAACCACCACCGCCGAGGAGAUGGCUUCAUUCCGAUCUAUCCGUUUUAGCUCCCCACCAUUGCAGCGUAUCAACACAGCUGCACUUUUCUUCCCCAAUUGCCCUAGGAGACUCCCCAAAUUCCUCGCCUCGUCACUCCCAACAUCACCAUCGUACAUAUCAUCAUCGUUAUCCAUGGAAACCCCUCUAGAAGGCUACAGAAGAAACGUAGGAAUUUGUCUCAUUAGCCCCUCCAAACGGAUUUUUGCUGCUUCGAGACUCGAUAUACCAGAUGCCUGGCAAAUGCCUCAGGGCGGUAUCGAUGAGAGUGAGAAUCCUAGAAGUGCUGCCAUAAGGGAAUUAAGAGAAGAAACUGGAAUUACGUCUGCCGAAAUUGUUGAUGAGGUUCCGUAUUGGUUGACAUAUGAUUUCCCACCAGUUGUCAGGGAAAAACUAAAGCAGCAAUGGGGUUCCGACUGGAAAGCUAGGUACACUAAGGCACCAAUCAACUGCCAGGCUAUUGACAUGGUUCAUAUUAUAUAUUCUAAAUUGAUAAUUUCUAUUAAAUCCAGACUAGGGAAACUAAAUAGCCCUGUGGAAAACUCGAAUGAGUGUGCUAUGGAGACUUUCUGUGAUCACAAACGUAUGUUUCUCCUGAAAUUUACUGGAAAGGACGAAGAGAUCAACCUUCUGGGUGACGGGACAGAAAAGCCCGAGUUUGGACAGUGGUCGUGGAUGUCGCCUCAAGAAAUAGUUGACCAUGCAGUGGAUUUCAAGAAGCCUGUCUACUUAGAAGUUUUGAAAGUUUUCUCCUCACAUCUUGACUAGGUUAUUGAAUUUAUGCCGUGUGUCUCGGAGGAGACCCAUUGAUUUUUCUUCAGGUUGCGAGGUCAUUGUAUUUUGUCUAACAUGGUACUUUGAGUAUCACUUCAUAUCAAGUAUUGGGUGCUUAUUUUCAUUCUUCACUAUGAAAUGCUUGUUCAUUUCAAUAUGCAAUAGUGAAGAAAAUCUCUACAAAACCGGUUAAGUUCAAUUAAAACUCCAUAUCUUUAUAUUAUACUAUAAUAAAAAUAGAAGCCUUAUGUAUAGAGAUACCUCAAGGAG
Messenger RNA from Striga asiatica, 1234 nucleotides. NCBI's taxonomy places the organism in Eukaryota, Viridiplantae, Streptophyta, Magnoliopsida, Lamiales, Orobanchaceae. The record is from the annotation of a GenBank genome assembly.